AUGGCUUUGCUAGGCAUUCUCCUUUCGCCUUGGCUGGCUAUGGCUAUCCCAGUCUGGCUGACAAUCUAUUAUACAUUCCCUUACUUGGUGACUUACCGACACUUGAUUCAUAUACCAGGACCGUGGGCUGCCAAAUUCAGCAACAUUUGGGUUGGAUUGGGGGCUCGCCGAGGCCAAAAAUAUGCGGUGGUCGAUUCAGCUCAUCGCAAACAUGGCAAAGUUGUUCGCAUUGGAUUUAACCAUGUAUCUAUCGCUGACGAGCGAGCCUUGAACGUCGUGUAUGGACAUGGGAACGGCUUUUUGAAAGACUACUACUACCAAGCGUUUGUGGCCCGGACGCCAGGCAUGUUCAAUGUGCGCGACCGCGCGGAACAUACACGCAAGCGCAAGAUCAUAUCUCAUGCCUUUUCGCCCAAGUCGGUCGCUGCAUUCGAGCCACUCAUGGCGGAGAAUCUACAGCGAUGGACAGCCCAGCUGGACCGGAUUGUAGCCUCCGAGCCCCAACCCGAUGGGAAGCACUUUGUUCGUUUCAACGCCAUGCCGUGGCUCAGUUAUCUUGCCUUUGAUAUCAUUGGAGACUUGGCAUUUGGAUCCCCAUUCGGCAUGGUCAACAAGGGUAAAGAUGAAGUUGAAACGCAACUUGUCCCCGGAGGCCCCAUCUCCUACACUCCGGCAGUGGAAGUUCUCAACCGGCGAGGUGAAGUUUCUUCCACCUUGGGGCUUCUUCCAUCCCUGCGUCCAUGGGCGAGAUAUCUCCCAGAUCCAUUCUUUAGCAAGGGCAUAGCUGCCGUGGAGAAUCUGACCGGAAUUGCUGUUGCGGCUGUUGCCUCAAGACUUGAGGCAGCGGAGAAAGGAGCGGGAGAGUCCCGCAAUGAUAUCCUGGCGCGUUUGCUACAAGCACGGGAUGCCAAUGGUCAGCCGAUGGGACAAGACGAAAUCAUCGCAGAAGCGCUCACCCAGUUGAUUGCUGGCUCAGACACUAUAUCCAACACGGCAUGUGGCAUCUUCUACUGGAUUCUGCAUGGUGAACGAAGCGCCCCGGGCACAAUUAUUCCCCGGCUACAAGAAGAGCUCGACCAAGCAAUUAAUCCGAGUUCAGAGAUUGCAUCUUAUGCCGAGGUCAAAGAUCUUCCGUUCCUUCGAAGAUGUAUUGACGAAGCGAUGCGACUCCAUUCUACUUCGGCUAUUGGUCUACCACGUCUGGUCGCCGAGAAUGGGCCUGGCGUCAAGUUCGACGAUUUCUACUUCCCACCAGGAACGGUGCUUUCGGUGCCCUCUUAUACGAUACAUCAUAUGCAAGAGAUCUGGGGACCAGACGUCGAAGAAAUGAGGCCUGAUCGCUGGCUGAGUUUGUCGGCGCGACAAAAAGCGGCUUUCAAUCCUUUCUCCUACGGACCCCGUGCAUGUGUCGGACAGAACGUUGCUAUAAUGGAGCUGCAGUUGAUUAUUGGGACCUUGUUCCGCCGGUAUGAGUUUGCUCUGUACCAGCAGACCAUGAAGUCGCAUGAAGGAUUUUCCAAAAAGCCGGCGGAGUGCUACGCAGGAAUCCGGUUGAGAAAUCGACAGUAA
This is a messenger RNA of Penicillium olsonii, 1569 nucleotides long. The record is from the annotation of a GenBank genome assembly. NCBI's taxonomy places the organism in Eukaryota, Fungi, Ascomycota, Eurotiomycetes, Eurotiales, Aspergillaceae.